GAGCCGUGGCCGGGCUUCCGCUUCCGGUAGCGGCGGCGGGGCAGGUCGGGGCUGGGGCCGGGGCCGGGGCCGGUACGGGUCUGCUGGCAGGGCGCUACCAUGGCGUUCUCCGCCUUCCAGAAGGUGGCCAUGGUGUCGGGCCUCGUGCUGUGCGUCUCCCUGCUGCUGCCCAAGGCCUUCCUGUCCCGCGGGAGGAGGCCGGAGCCGCCGCCCGCGCCCUCGGGAAAGAUGGGUCGAUUUCCACCAAUGAUGCACCACCAAAUGCCUUCAGAUGGCCCAGCUGCCGGCACCCAUUUUCCCAGAUCUCACCUUACAGAGACAAUUGCAAAAACCAAGGGAUCUGGUGGCAGUAUGGGAGGUGGUGGUGGAAGAGGCCUUAUGGGCCAGAUUAUCCCCAUCUAUGGUUUUGGAAUUCUUCUCUACAUCUUGUACAUUCUGUUUAAGCUCUCUUCCAAGGGGAAAACUACUACAGAAGAACGGAAAUCUGCCACUGCUCUGCACGGAAAUCCAAAUAGGAAGAUCACCAAUUAUGAGCUUGCUCAGCUGCAAGAGAAACUGAGAGAGACAGAAGAAGCCAUGGAAAAGUUAAUCAACCGAGUGGGACCAAACUAUGAGAGGGCACAGAAUGUGACUUCGGACCAGGAAAAACGGUUAUUGCAGCAACUCCGAGAAAUCACCAGGGUCAUGAAGGAGGGAAAACUUCUCGACAGCCCCUCUCCUGAGAAAGAAGCUGAGGAAGCCCCUUACAUGGAGGACUGGGAAGGCUACCCAGAAGAGACAUAUCCAGUUUAUGACCUUUCGGACUGCGUCAAGCGAAGGCCAGAUACAAUCCUAGUGGAUUACCCGGACUUGAGCCAAGCCUCUGCUGAAGAGAUAGCAGAAAGAAUGGGGGGGCUGGAGGAAGAGGAGGAUCAUUUGUGCUGUGAGGCUCUCCCCGUUGACCCGGCUGAGGUCAGCCAGGACUGCCAAGCCCAGAAAGACAAGACUGGCAGUUUUAGUGACCAGGACAGAGUCCUGCCUCCAAACCAGAAAUUGGAGUGCACUUGCUGUCAGCAUGAAGAAGAGGAUCCUGCCAUAAUAGCAGAGAACACGGUGUUCCCCUUGGAUAGCAGCAGAGAGCCAGAGGAAACACACCUGUAUUCCAAAGAGGCAGUGCUAGGAAACAGAUUGGAGGAGGCAGAGGAGGUGGGCACAUUAAGGAAACGGAUCCUUCAGGGUUUUGAAUGAAUCAAGGCUUGGCAGUGUUGUCUAAGUCCAGAAGCCAAUCUGCUUGAUUGAGCCUCAUCCUUCACCUUUGGCCCAGUGACCUGUGUAGCUAGCUGCCCAUCAUCUCCUCUUCUGAGAGGCUGGUCCAUAUCACCUUCCUCCAAGCCAUAUUUUUGUUGACGUGCAGGGCAAUGCAGAGAUAGAUGUGAGGAGGACAGAAGGUGUCAUAGCUACACUCUUCCUUUUCCAGCUUCUCAGAAUAGUCAGUGCAUUCAGUAAUCAUCUAUUAAUAAUUCCCAAUUUGCCUGCCUCUGCAGAGGACAGGAAGCCAGCCUAGGAUUAUAGCCCAUUCCUUCUGUCCAGAAGCAGUAGCCACAAGUGGCUCUCCUUUAGGUAGGCAGAAGUUGGCAGACAGCCAUUCAUUAAGCGAUAAGCCCCGAGUUGCCCAGUUAUGUGAGUUUUGGUAUAGUGAGAAGACUGGCAGUUUCCUUUGAAGGAUAGAUUGGUUUCAUUUGUAGUGAUGAUAGGUUAAAUGUAGAAGGAACCUUUUUCUAAGUGUGGCCUCACUGAGCAAAGGCUCCCAGACUCUUAGAGUCCAUCCUAGUCUGUCCUAUAGCUAAGGAAGAAUUCUAUCUACAACAUCCCUGACAAGCAGUCAUUCAGCCUUUGCUUGAAUGUCUCUAGUGAGGAACAACAUGCUACCUUCUGAAGCAGCCAAUUCCACUUUUUUGGAGAGAGCUCUAAUUGUUUAGAAGUUUUUCCUGACAUCAAGUCUAAACAGUCAUCUCUGUUUCUCCAUUCAUUGCUCCCAAAUCUGCUCCCAGGGUCUAAUCAGAAUAAGUCUAAUCUUUGUUCCAAGUAACAACCCUUCAGAUUCUUUAAGGCAUCUGUCUUCCCUGUGUCUUCUUCAAGCUAAACACCUCUACUGCUCCUCAUAUGGCAUUAUCUCAAUCAAGGUCCUUCACCAUCCAAGUACCUUCUGGUCACUUUCCAGCUUAUCACUGUCCUUCCUAAAAUGUAAGGUACAAAACCAGAUGAGGGCAGAGAACCACAGGAUUAUCAUGAACUUAGUCCUAGAAGCUACGCCUCUCUUAACAUAGCCUCGGAUAGUAUUAAUUUUUUGGCCAUCAAACCACCCUGUGGACUCAUACUGAAGUGCAGUCCACCAAAACCCACAAAUAUUUGUCAGAUGAAUUUCUUUGAGCCAUGCCACUGACCUUAUCUUUAUAAAACUGACUUCUGAACCUAACAACGAGACUUUAUAUUUAUCCAUUUUAAAUCUCAUCUCAUUAGAUCGAUUCAGCCCAGUGUUCUAGCCUGUCAGUUUUGGAUUCUGACUCAUUCAUCCAACAUGUUAGCUAUCAAUCCUAGAUUGUUGUCAUUUGCAGAUUUGGUAAGCAUACUAUAUUUAUACCUUUAUCUAAAUCAUUGAUAAAAAUAUUAAGUGACACUCCAGUCAAGACUUGGCUCCAAGAUGGCAUCAAACCAAUCGGUAAUAAACUACUUCUGGGGUCCACCCAUUCAACCAACUCCAGCUCCACCUAAUUUGGCCCACAUUCUCCCCAUCUUUUCUGCAAGAAUAAGAUGAGAGAUUUUGUCAAAUGCUUAGCAAAAAUCUAGGUAAAUUAUUUCUCUAUCAUUACCCUGGUCUACCAGCUUAGUAACCCUGUCAAAAAAGGGAAUGAGACUGGUUUGACAUAAUCUGUCUUCCAUGGAGCACUCUCAUUAUCAUGCCUCUAGUGUUAUGUUCUAGAAUUUUUUCAGGAAGUCAGAUUCACUGGGCUACAGAUAGCACCUCUUCAUUUCCUUUUUUUUCUAAACCUGAACAUGUCAUUUUCAUGCUGCAUCACCUUUCCCCUCUUCUUGUUGUAAAGUCAUUUUUCAGUCAUGUCCAACUGUUCGACCCCAUUUGGGGUUCUCUUGGCAAAAGUAUUGGAGUGGUUUGCCAUUCCCCAUCUCCAGCUCAUUUUACAGAUGAGGAAACUGAGGCAAACGGUGUUAAGUGACUUGCUCAGUGUCACUCAGCUCAUAUCUGAGGCUGGAUUUGAACUCAGCAAGAUGAGUUUUCCUGACUCAAGGCAUGGUGCUCUAUCCACUGAGUCAUCUAGCUGCCCUUUCCCUUUCACUACAGUCUUCCAAAGAUCUCUGAUGGCAUCUCAGCAGUCCUUUCUGCCAGUUCUUUUAUUUUCCUGGCAUGUAGUCUGUCUAAGCCAAAUGGCAUGCUCCCUUCUGUGCUACAUAUUUGGGGUUUCAUUUCCCCAUUAGCUAUCUUUGUUCUGUUCUCUAUGGCCCCAAUAUUAUUCUCUUUGGCAAGAAAAUAAAGAAGUGAAGGAAAAAGGGAACAGUUUCCCCAGAGAUGCCCCCUCUGGAAGAAGGUGAAGGUACCUCUGCUAAUAGGGAAAUGAACUCUGGUAAUUUUACAUGGAAGAUUUCUCAGCUUUUUAAAAAUAGUCUGAUUAUUUUAAAAUGAUUCUACCCCAACGAUGUCAGCCACCCUGGUCUUCCUAAACACUUCCAAACCCAGAAGCACCUUUCUGCCCUAAUGGCUGUACCAUUCCCUAUGUGGAUGGGGCUUCUGGUACAGGCCCUCCUAUUGCUCAGCCCAGCACUUCAUCCCUACGUGAAUAGGAGAAGACCUUGAGGACAGGUGAGUAAAGUUCAGGGAGCCUAGAAAGAAGGAACAAGGCCUUCCGUAGAAGUUAUUUCUCAGCUUGUCCCUAUCUGGGAAGGGCUAAGCCCACGGAGAAAAGACCUCAGCAUCCCACUAGUUCUAGAUAUAAGUUACCUGAGCAGGAAUGACCCCUACAAGAAUCUCCAAAAAUCUGUGCUGUUUGAAGAUGUUCAGUGCUGGGCGCUCACUACUUCCUGUAGCAGCCCUUUCCACUAGGUGAUUACAUGGAAGUAGUUUUGGUUUUGCUUUUAUAAUAUAUAUUGAGCUGAAAUCAGCUUCUGUGCAGUUUUCACCCAUUGCUUCUAGAACCAAGAACAAAUCUAAUGACUCUUCCAAACAAUAACCCUUCAGAUUGGGAGAGACGUCGUGCUCCCCAUUCCAUUUCCUACCCAGCCCAGCCAUUCCCAGUUCAGUUUUAAGCCCUCUCAUGCUGACUGCCUUUUUGGUACACAAUUCAGCUAGUCCAUACUUCCCUCAACAUUUCAAGGCCAUACUUUAUCAGUUUGGUUGCCCUUCGACUGACACAGAUUACAACCCCUUAGUAGAUCAUAGCAUAAUAGAUGCCCUUUGAGAGUUGCUGUGGCCAAAAAGUUCAUUACCUUGUAGCCCAGCUGGAGAUGAACCUCUUUGAAGUUUAGCUAGGCUCAUCCUUGGACAACAGUCCAUCACUAGGUCUGUAAUUAAGGUCUUUCCAGCUUCGUAUAUGACCUCCGGAGCUUGGACUUGGAGAUCACUUUCAUACCACAGUAAGACUUUAGACUUCAGUGGAGGUGGCUGGUCAAUAUCCCACCUAACAUGUGGUUACCACCACUAAACUGCCUUCUUCCAGGAAGAAGUAGGUAAGAUCAAUAAGGACGAGAACUUCUGCUGAAUGGAGAAACGUUCUGAACUCAGCAGCUGUCCAGAGCUAAUAAUGGAAGCUAGUUGACGGAUUUGGGAUUAGAAGAGAUUUGAGGCAAGACUUGUUUGUGUAUUCAGGUGACUGACAGGACGGAGGGGACCCUGUUUUAUGGAACUCUGGAAUCCCAAAGCUUAUUCCCUUAGGGGGUCCAAAAACCUUUGGGAGAUGGAUAGAGAAGGCAGAGCUCCAGCCCCUUUGGUUACCUCCUUUGCUAGGAGCAUGAAGGCCAUUAUCCAGGGGUCCUGGGAACAUCUGGAAGGUUGAUGGGAAUACAAUUCCAGCUUUUUUCUUUUCCUAUAAGCUCAAGGGUCUCAAAAAUAUCUGAGAGUGGGAUCAGUAAGGCCAUGCUCUGUAAUACCAACAUUCCUUCUCGACAUUCUGAUUAAAACCUUGGGACCUGUUAAUUA
Molecule: messenger RNA, 5185 nt
Organism: Trichosurus vulpecula (common brushtail)
Lineage: Eukaryota; Metazoa; Chordata; Mammalia; Diprotodontia; Phalangeridae
Gene: RIC3
Product: RIC3 acetylcholine receptor chaperone
Exons: 6
Coding region: 100-1227 (375 amino acids)
Biological process (GO): protein localization to cell surface; synaptic transmission, cholinergic
Cellular component (GO): neuronal cell body; neuron projection; intracellular membrane-bounded organelle
Source: RefSeq, a predicted model, not a curated record